Messenger RNA from Pocillopora meandrina, 2654 nucleotides. The record is from the annotation of a GenBank genome assembly. NCBI's taxonomy places the organism in Eukaryota, Metazoa, Cnidaria, Anthozoa, Scleractinia, Pocilloporidae.
AUGUUGAAAACGUUAACUGUUGUCUUCUUGGUUUGGUUUUUGGUUACAGCACUACAGAUAUCAAGAACUGAAGAUCGUAUAGAUCACUUUCCAGCAGUUUUAAAAAGCUCCGGCUUAAGUAAGCAAUCUUUUUUCGCGAAGCCUCAUUUUCUAUAACUCCUUUAUUUCAAAGUCAUAACUUUGAAAUGGAUAUAGAAAGCUAUCAAAAGGGCUUUUCCCCUCCGUUGAGAGCAAUUAGCGCUGGAAAUAUAUUUUAACCUCACACACAAAACUACUUUUCCCUUCGAUUUUUUUGUUUGCGAGGAUUAAGCGAGCAAUCUCAUUCAUUGUUCUUUUCCCGACUUUUGCAGCUUCCGACCUAUACGCACAACUUUUUUGGAUUUCAGAAGGUAAGUGUUAGAAGGUUGCUCGUAUUUAAUUUUAGUUUUUAAGAAAAUCAACGUUUUCUCUCAAUGAGUUCGCGGGUCACCUUUCCCUAUGUGAGGACAAACCGAACAUCAUACAAGCAGCGGUUUAGGAGAUCAAGCGCUGCAACUGUCGCCCCUCCAAGAUCGGAGAGGCUGACAGGAACCACUAAACAAGACUGACUGAACAAACACGGACGACGAGAAACGGUGACGUCAACAAUCACCUUGUUGAAUAUCAUCGACUUACGAAACACACCAAUGACUGUAAGUCUGUGCAAUGCUCAAUCGACAGCACUAACUAGUUAGGAAGACUUACUCAGGAAAGCCGGUUCAAUACCUUAGAACAGACUCCCCUCAAUAGAUGUCAACAACCAUCGGCACCGUACCAACGACUAAACACAGGAUACGAACGAUCCGAACAGAACGAUCUAACAUUCCCACGAGUUUCGGUUCUUGAAUUCGAUUUAAUGAGGCGGUAGAACAGGUUUUUAAAUGAACUGAUCAUAAUUUGUCCUAUACCAACGCACUGGGGAAACACCAUAGCAAAUUACAAUUAUCAAGUCCUUAAAAACGCCGGGAGAAAUAGAAGCAAAUGCCAAGAAGCGACUGUGUAGCCCCUUCCUGGUUCUUUAUUUUUUCUAGUGUGGAGGAAGAAUGCACCUUAUGAAAUCGGCUACCCACUGUUUUACAGCACUCUUGUCAUUCUCACCGUCAUCCGAUGUCUGUGUUUGCUGAUACCGUCCAGAGAAACACUCCUUGUGCAGGUCAGUAUUAGGAAAGAGGUCCAGUUAGUGGCAAUAGUUGAUGAAAUCUAUGAGAAAAGUAAAUUAACGGACCACAUGUCAGAGCACAUUUAAAUGUGCUGAGCAUGGGAAAACGAGUCUGACCAAAUCACGAUUGGGCUCGUUCUUUCUUCUAAUUGGUUGAAACUAGUGCUUGAAUUUGUCCAGAUUGGCUGAGUACUUUCCUGUGCUUGUUUCGAAGUGGGAAGGGUAGUUGCUUUUAUUUGCAGUUACAGUAUAAUUGAUUGAAAACUCCUCACAUUUUCUUUGUAAUGAAUUUCUGCAGCUGUCAUUACACUUUCAUAAAGAGUGAUUUAGUAUCAUGUUUUACUGUUGUUGUUGUCUCGACCUGUUUUCUUUCGUCGUCUGUAGUACGAAAACGAACAAAAGCGAGAACAAACGGAGGUCGAAUCUGAAAUCGUCGAAGACGACAAAGAGUACAUGGUCGCAGCCACAGAGCCCGUUGAUGUCACUUCCGCCGUUUCCCCACUACUUUCCGACAGUAAUGUCUGCAUUGCAGAAGAAUUGAUCGAGUCAGUUGAACCACACCAAACUGAAAAUUGCACCCCAUGCGUUCUCAUGGAAACGUCUCUUACAGAUGAACGUCGGCAAGAAGUCACAGUUCCUGAACAGCUCCCGGAUAUGGCCCCAGUUAAUGUCACUGACAGCUUUACGUACCAUAUAAAACCGGGAGGGGCACUGGGAUCAAAGAUCUAUCCCGAGACCUCUUUAGGGUAAGUUCGGUUGAGAAGGAUUGGUUCUUACUUAGGCUGUUAGCAGUCUGAUAUUCACGAUAUGAUAAAAGAACACAAGUGGCGGAGAACAGAACAAACCUAAAAUUGCCAGCAGUUAUUUUUUCUCCUAAACUCUAGCGAGCAGUGCGAUUUUUGUGUUCAGCGGUCCAGGUUUCGCGAGGGAACAAAAGGCCUUUUUCGGUAUACUUGAGUUAUCCCGAAGAAAAUUAGGUUCCAUUCAUUGCCUUCGGAAAAACAUUCACUGUUCGUUUUCCCCAGUUUUUCUUAGUCUACAAGCUGUUGGACGCAGUUGAAUUUUAUUCAUCAUUUCCCGCUACUUUCAUGCUAGAUUAUGCCUUUGUUACACGAGUCUUCUACACAUAUGUUUGGUAGGUUUUAAGGGGGCACUUGAGAGGAUUCGUCUUUCUUUCUGCUCCUGCUUCGUAUGCGAAAAAUGCAAAACAUGUUGUUGAAGGGCACAAUCAAAUAAUCCGACAGCUCCUUUAAAUUAUGCAAGUUUCUAUCUAGAUGCCAAAAUCUGUGUCAUUCACGCGGUCAUUCAUACUUCAUGUGUAUCUUGACUUUACGCUUGAUAUCUAUCUAAAUUUAUAAGUUGGGUAACUUUCUUGGAAGGUGUUAUUUAAUGGUAAACCUCUCUCUACAGAAAAGCUUGUGUUGUGGUUGCUGCCGGAGCUCUCAUUUCUUACGGAAUUUACCGACUUAUCUCGUAA